Messenger RNA from Jaminaea rosea, 2510 nucleotides. Its product is annotated as PFU-domain-containing protein. Lineage: Eukaryota; Fungi; Basidiomycota; Exobasidiomycetes; Microstromatales. Gene Ontology annotation, cellular component: nucleus; cytoplasm. The record is from RefSeq and is a predicted model, not a curated record. The coding region runs from base 32 to 2419 and encodes 795 amino acids. Gene Ontology annotation, biological process: ubiquitin recycling; proteasome-mediated ubiquitin-dependent protein catabolic process. The transcript is spliced from 5 exons. Gene Ontology annotation, molecular function: ubiquitin binding.
UUCUUCUCAACUUGACACAACUCAACCUGCCAUGGCAUCAUCCAGUGCAUAUAAGCUGUCAAACCAGCUUCAAGGGCAUCAGGGCGAUGUCCGAGCUGUGGCCACUCACUCCCACUCGAGCGGCUCUUCCCUCGUCAUCUCUGCCUCUCGCGACAAGACCGCAUCCGUAUGGACAAGACGUGCAGGUGGUCGCAAUUUUGAACCUCCAGAGACACUCCCUGGUCAUGGAGGGUACGUCAACUCGUGCGCGUGGCUUAGUGAUGGGGCAGACGGACUGUUCGCUCUCACCGGUGGGCAAGACAAGCUGGUGAAUGCAUACCAGGUCAAGGUUGGAGGCGACGGCAGGGCGAUACCGUCAAUCAGCGCAGACUUCACUUUAGUAGGGCACGAGGACAACGUAUCGACGCUCGAUGUUGGGCCAGGAGGCUCAUACGUCGUGAGCGGUAGCUGGGACAAGACGGCCCGAGUCUGGAAGAACUGGCAAUGCGUUGCGACCCUCAAAGGCCACCUCCAGGCAGUCUGGGCCGUCGUGGCUGUCGACUCAGAUCGCAUCCUGACUGCAUCAGCAGAUAAGCUUGUGCGUCUCUGGUCCAUCUCCAGGCCGCAAGAGCCCAUCGCAGUCUUCGCCGGCCACUCGGACGCAGUUCGCGGACUACACCUCCUGCCAGGAGAGGGAUCCUUCGCGAGCUGCUCAAACGACGGCAAUAUCAACGUGUGGUCCAUCUCUUCGCCCCACAGGCCAAUGCAGGUGCUCUCGGGGCAUACCAGCUUCGUCUACUCGCUGACCGCCCUGCCGACUGGAGAGCUCGUUAGCUCGGGGGAGGACAGAAGCGUUCGCAUCUGGAGGGAGGGGAGCUUGGUCCAGACGCUCACUGUCCCUGCUAUCUCGGUCUGGACAGUCGCAGCCUUGAGCGACGGCGAUGUUGUCUGUGGAAGUAGCGACAACUUCAUCCACAUCUUUACCAGGGAUGCCAGCCGUGUCGCAGAGGCUGGCGAGAUCGAGGCAUACGACCGAUCCGUCUCAUCACAGGCCCUGAACAAGACGCAAGUAGGCGACAUUCGCAAGGAUCAGGUGCCAGGUAAGGAGGCACUGAACAAGGCGGGCACACGUGAGGGCGAGACCAAGAUGGUCUCCGCCUCUGGCGGCGUAAUCGAAGCCUACCAAUGGUCCACUGCCAGUUCCUCUUGGGAAAAAGUAGGCGAAGUCGUAGGUGGCGUAGGAUCCGGCACAAAGAAGCUAUACGAGGGAAAGGAAUACGACUACGUCUUCGACGUCGACAUUGCGGAUGAUGCACCUCCCCUCAAGCUCCCGUACAACCUGAGCGAAAACGCCUACAUGGCGGCGCAACGCUUUUUGGAGAGGAAUGAGCUGCCUAUGAGCUAUCUUGAGCAGGUGGUUGGCUUCAUCGACAAGAACACGGAGGGUCAGACCCUCGGUGUUGGCCAGGAUACGAGUACCUACGUGGAUCCUUACUCCGGAACCGGGAGGUACAUUCCGCCGCCGGCCGGAGGUGCAGGGGGUAGUAAUGGGGCUGCGCAGCCUGGAGCAGCAGCGGCGACGAAGGCUCUGGCCAUAUUGCCCGUCCGCGAAGCGCAGUCGUUCAAGCAAGCCAACCUUCCUGCCCUGGAAGGCAAGCUGAAGGAGCUAAGCGCGACUCACAGCGGCGGGAGCGUGGAUGCGACGCAGACUGUCGCCCAGCUCACUGCGGCGCUUCAAGCUGGCGCCGCUGCCACUCCUAUAGACCUGAGCCCCAUCCUGUCCGGCCUAGAAUCAUGGCCCAGCUCGGCACGCUUCCCGCUCCUCGACCUCGUCAGGCUCGCAUGCCUCUUCCCUACCACUCCAGCAGCAAACGAGCUUCUUCCACUCAUCCUGUCCGCCUCUGGGUGGCACGCGGCUUCCUGGCCAUCAACUGACAGCAAGGCGGCAGAGACGAACACAAUGCUUUGCGCCCGCGCACUAGCUAAUGCCUUUUCGUCUUCCACGGCAACGGGUGGCUCUGCACUUCUCUCGAGCUCGACGGGUGCGGCAGACUUGCAGCCGCUCCUGGCAUGCCCACACUUCGCUCACCUCAGCAAGCCAGGCCGUGUGGCCUUCGCAACCGUCUUGCUGAACUUGUCGACCAACCUUGUCUCCGGCAGCAACGCUAUUGACUCCUCUGCUCUCUUGGAGGCAAUCAAUCGUCUCUUGACCGAAGAGCCCGGAGACGAUGAAGUGGUCUAUCGCACGCUGAUAGCGCAGGGCAAUGUGCUGUUCGCGGCGGGUGAGGGCAAAAAGAGCGGCAAGCCUGUGACUUUGCCUGUGGGAGCCGUUCAGCUGGGAGGGGAUGCGGCUCAAGCGUGGGGCCAGAGGUUGGGCGGUGGGUCACCCCGAAUAAAGGAAGUACUGGAGGAGAUUACGGAGGUGGGAAAGAGGCUGUGAGCGUGCCGGGUAGCAUAUAGAAUGAGAGGAGAAGGGGCAGAAGCAACAGUGUAGAAGGAAUGAAUACAUUGGCUGGUAUAAUGACGUUGAU